UGUUGAGUAAAUGUACCGUCACAUGAUCAGAGAGUACGUAAUUAUAUAAAAUUAUGAACCCCUUGGCCACUUUUGCCUUCUAAUUAUCUCUAGUUUAAUAUUUGACUCUACUCCAUGAUCCAAGGCUGAUAAUCUAGUAUCAUGGCCAAGAAGUUCAAGUCUAUCUCGUCACUACUCGAUGAGCUCGACAAGCUCCUGUACGAAUGUCGCUGGAAGGAGAUCGAAGCAAUUCUUAAAAAGACGAAAAAGAAAGUUACAAUUCCCAAUGCAUUUAACUGUUUUCUUGGAGGACUGGAACUCGUCGAGAAUCACUUACUUGGACCAGAAGCACUUACUCAAGAACAGAACACAAGUGUCAGCUCUGUACAUCCCGACACAGCUCUGCUAGAAGCUGAGUCUAAGCUGAAACAGUGUAUAAGCCUCUGCCAACCAGGCCACGAUGCCUCCCUCCAGCAACUAGCCAAGAUCAAACUGGGGCAACUGCUCUGUCUUAGAGGUGACUAUGAAGAGGCUCUGGUUGCCCUGUUACAAGAGGUUCAAAAUACAGUCGAUUUGUCGCUGCUUCACAACUGCAAAGUACUACUCGAAGGCCACCUGUAUGUUGCUCUGUGUAAAGAAGAAAUAGCGAAAGGAAAUGCUGAUCAAUACACGAUCCUCCAAGCAAUCAGUGCUUACGAAGAAGCUGUUCGCAUCUCUCUCAAUUUGAUGCUCAAAGCCAAAUCUGUCACCGGUGUUACCAUUCUUCACCACCCUGCUGCCCUGAAGGCACUCUCUGUGUCCAUAGAACGAGCCCCUCUCCUUGCCAUGCAGAUGAAUGCACGAAACCGAGCUAUUGACAUUUACCGACAAGUCUUGCAGUUCACAGACGAAUCUCUCGAGGACAUCCGACUCCUGUGUGCCACCAGCCUCGCCUCACUGCUCGUAUUCCACACAUCUCCGUCUUCUUUUGUUGCUCCGACUGUCAGCUCUCACACAUCCUCCUUCACACCCUCAAACCACCAAGAAGAGAUGAUGCUUGUCUCGUUUCUUGCCAAAUCACUGACAGAUUCGUGGACAGUACGCAAGAUCGAUCCUAUUCCAACUCCGUCCGUUAUCUUCGACCUCGUCCUACUAGCCCUUCAUGAUGUGAAACUCCACGGGAAUUUAAUUCAGGUCAUGGAAGACGGAAUGCGAUUUGCCUGUGAUAUGCCCCAUCUAUGGCUUCAAUUUGCCCUCACUUUGGUUUCCUGUGGUCAGGACAUGCAAGCAAUGGCCGUCUUCCAUGAAUGUAUUAGUCUAUCUCCGAGUGACCCCCUGGUGCUUUGUACAGCUGCCAAAUUUGCGGUGGAAAAAGCCGACAACCCUCAACUGGGUAUAAAAUGGGCAAGUCAAGCUAAAGAAGUUGCAAGUGGUCAUUUUCUCGAGCCAAGGAGCGAAUUUCUUCUGGGACAAGGCUACACUGCUCUUUCUGACAGGGAAUUAUCGUCAAGAAAACGUGGGGAACUACACAAGCAGAGUUUGGUGCAUUUGAAACGUGCAUGUGAACUGGAUUCACAGAAUGUCGAUUUUUCGUUUCACCUUGCCUUAGGAUUGGCCGAAUCUAGAGAUCUUGCAUCUGCAAAUACUGAGCUCCAUCGGUCGUUGAAACUGAACACGGGUCAUACUAGUUGUCUACACCUCCUGGCUCUGAUACUCUCUGCUCAGAAGAAGUUUGUGGAAGCUCUCAAGGUGUGUGAUUUUGCUCUGCAGAAACAACCUGAGAAUUUCGGACUCCUUGAAUGUAAGACCAAACUAGAAAUGAUUGCCGUCAACACUCACCAAGCUCUCAAAACUUGCAAGCAUGCUCUUCAGAUAUGGCAAAAACUGUUCUCCCAAGACACGUCAGGACUGAUUGGAAUAGUGACUCAAGACCAGCACUCGCUUUUCGAAACACCCCUUGCCCCUUUCGAAAGAACCUCUCCCAACGAUUAUAACCCUGACCUUGCCUCCGAUGCUGGCUCGUCUCACUUCAGUACAGUGGACACUCCUAUCAACCAACAAAACUUAUUGCAAGCAAGAAUCUGGUGUACAAUAGCUGAGGUGUAUGUAAGUGCGGGCAAGAUCAAAGACGCCUCAUCUUGUGUACGAGAAGCCCAGUAUCUGGCCCCUCAUUUAUCGUCGGUUUUGGUAACUCACGGUCGAAUUCUUGAAAUUGAAAAACAGCCACAGCAGUCACUAGACCAGUACCGCAAUGCUCUCUCUCUUCAACCUAACAACUCGAUAACUCUCACUCUAAUCGGUCAACUGUUACAUCACCUAGGAGACCAUGCCGAAGCUGAAAAGUACCUUCGAGAAGCCACUACAAUUGAUCAACUCAAUCACGAGGCCUGGUAUUGGCUUGGAAAAGUAUUUGCCACUCAAAAGGAAAGUGACAAGAGUGCGAACUGUUUUAAGACUGCUCUCGAGUUUGAGAACACUUCACCAAUCCAACCAUUUUCUGCUGUACUAUCUUCUUUUGUGCCUGCUACGUAGUGUUAACAUUGUGUGACUAGUAAAGACUCUCUAUAGGUUUUUUUGUAGAUUGUGCAGGUAAAAUUAAUGUGAAUAUUUAUUGGACCAUUAUUUAAAUGUGUGGCAAAAUCGUG
Messenger RNA from Halichondria panicea, 2603 nucleotides. Its product is annotated as tetratricopeptide repeat protein 7B-like. The transcript is spliced from 2 exons. NCBI's taxonomy places the organism in Eukaryota, Metazoa, Porifera, Demospongiae, Suberitida, Halichondriidae. The record is from RefSeq and is a predicted model, not a curated record. The coding region runs from base 142 to 2490 and encodes 782 amino acids. Gene Ontology annotation, molecular function: protein binding.